UGGCUAUGCUAGGAUAUGCAGGGAAAAAGAUUUGUGGCAAUGAAGGUUGUAAAAAGUGCCCAGCAUUAUACAGAGACAGCCUUGGAUGAAAUAAAAUUGUUCAAAUGUGUUCGUGAAAGUGACCCAAGUGACCCAAACAAAGACAUGGUUGUACAGUUAAUUGAUGAUUUCAAAAUUUCGGGCAAGAAUGGAAUACAUGUUUGUACGGUCUUUGAAGUACUUGGUCAUCGCCUCCUAAAGUGCAUAAUCAAAUCAAACUACCACGGUCUUCCCAUCCGUUGUGUAAAAAGUGGAAUUCAACAGGUUCUGCAGGGUUUAGAUUAUCUACACAGCAAGUGCAAGAUCAUCCAUACUGAUAUCAAGCCAGAAAGCAUUUUGAUGUGUGUAGAUGACACAUGUGUCCAUAGGAUGGUGGCAGAGGCCACAGAGUGGCAGAAAGCAGGUGUUCUUCCUCCUUCUGGCUCAGCAGUGAGUACUGCUCCACAAGAAAAGCCCAUAGGAAAAAUAUCUAAAAAACAAAAAGAAAAAACUGGAAAAAAAAAAAAACAGAAAAGGCAGGCAGAGCUGUUGGAAAAAUGCCUUCAGGAAAUAGAAGAACUAGAUGAGAAGAAAAAAAUAGAAGAAAACAUCACUUCAACUAUACCCACAAAUGAUCAGGAAGAUGAAUACCACCCAGAGGUCAAACUAAAAACAGCAGGAUUAGAGGAGGCAGCUGAUGAAGAACCUGCAAAGGAUGAUGGUGAAACUGAAGAUCAAGAGGAGAAAGAAGACACUGAAAAAGAAAACACAGAAAAAGAUGAUGAUGUUGAAAGGGAACUUGCCAACACAGACCUUACAGGGAUAGAAUCCCCCAAAACAAAUGGCCAUAUUGAAAAUGGUCUGUUCCUCUUGGAACAACAAAUAGAAGAUGAAGAAGAUGAGGAGGAAGAAUGCCCAAAUCCAGAGGAAUAUAAUCUUGAUGAGCCAAAUGCAGAAAGCAAUCAUACAUAUAGUAGCUCCUAUGAACAAUUUAAUGGUGAUUUGCCAAAUGGACGACAUAAAAUUCCUGAGUCACAGUUUUCAGAGUUUACAGCUUCAAUGUUCUCUGGGGUUUUAGAGUCUGUGGCCUGUGGCUCUACAGUUUCAGAUGGAUCAAUUCUAAGAGAGCAAGAAGAAAACAGUCCAUCUCAUGAUAGGAGCAGAACAGUUUCGGCAUCCAGUACUGGGGAGUUGCCAAAAACAAAAACCCAGGCUGCUGACUUGUUGGUGAAUCCCCUGGAUCCAAGGAAUGCAGAUAAAAUUCGAGUUAAAAUUGCUGAUCUGGGAAAUGCUUGCUGGGUACACAAGCACUUCACAGAAGAUAUUCAGACUCAUCAGUAUAGAUCCAUAGAUCUUACUGGCUAUAGUACACCUGCUGAUAUUUGGAGUACAGCAUGUAUGGCAUUUGAACUUGCAACUGGAGAUGAUUUGUUUGAACCACAUUCGGGUAAAGACUAUUCCAGUGAAGAAGGAGAACUACGGCAUAUUAUGAAGCUGAAGCCCUAGAGCCUCUUUGAUGUGUUUGUGGAGAAAUAUGGUUGGCCUCAUGAAGAUGCUGCACGAUUUACAGAUUUCCUGAUCCCGAUGUUAGAAAUGGUUCCAGAUAGGGGUAGCUAG
Messenger RNA from Dromiciops gliroides (monito del monte), 1635 nucleotides. RefSeq names its product SRSF protein kinase 2-like. Gene Ontology annotation, molecular function: ATP binding; protein kinase activity. Gene Ontology annotation, biological process: regulation of mRNA processing; protein phosphorylation; spliceosomal complex assembly. The record is from RefSeq and is a predicted model, not a curated record. Lineage: Eukaryota; Metazoa; Chordata; Mammalia; Microbiotheria; Microbiotheriidae.